Molecule: messenger RNA, 2307 nt
Organism: Komagataella phaffii GS115
Lineage: Eukaryota; Fungi; Ascomycota; Pichiomycetes; Pichiales; Pichiaceae
Product: Component of the CCR4-NOT transcriptional complex
Exons: 2
Coding region: 1-2307 (768 amino acids)
Biological process (GO): nuclear-transcribed mRNA poly(A) tail shortening
Cellular component (GO): CCR4-NOT complex; cytoplasm; nucleus
Molecular function (GO): protein binding; poly(A)-specific ribonuclease activity
Source: RefSeq, a predicted model, not a curated record
AUGCUUAGCGAGAAGCGAAUUUUCGUCGACAAAGCAAACAAAGAUAAGGAAGGACCUACACUGAAAGGUCCCAUUAUGAACACCGCUUCCCAAUAUAAGGCGCAAGGAAACGGUCAGGGAAUCAUGCGACAUGCUCCACAGCCUCAGCAAACGCAAAUUCCUUCGCAAUACCUUCUCCAGCAAUUGCAAGGCUCUCACGCCACCAACCAGCCCCAGACAGAUUCAUCCAACCCUUCUCUACUAGUUCAGGCUCUCUUUCAAGGUCCACAGUCUCAUCAAGGUCAAAGAAUUGGAAAUCAGCAAAUGCAACCACAUGUAGUUCUUGGAUCUCAGACGUUACAAUCUUCUUCUGUUGUUCCUCCUGGUCAAAACCAACCUACUAGCCAGAGCCCCCACUAUGACACAAUUCAGGUUGAAGAUCCCACCACUUUUCAUUGGCAGCAUCAAGUACAAUUGGUGCAGAUGUCCCGAAAGUGUAAUCAGCCCCAUUUCUAUGCUCGUCAUGCUGCUGUUUCUUCCAGAAAGCUACUUGGUAAGAAUGGCAAUAACAAUAUGCCUGGAGUUGAUGGUUCACAGGGGAACCAACCUCCAAACUUAUUGGAAGCCACGAAAACACUACUAAUGAGCACUGAUCCAACUGCAGAGCAAGCCGAAUCUGGUGAAAACAAGUCUGCUACCGACCCAUUACUGUGGUUUAAGAAGUUAUCCAAUGACACUCAAGAUGAGGAUGAAGAAAUUGAUGCUUCCACGUUGAAAGAUCCUACUCGUCAAUUAUGGAGGGCUUUAGACCUGAGUGGUCAACAGCUUCUGCAUCUUAGCGAGAAAUUGUUCCGUUAUGAUUUUCUGACCAAAUUAUAUCUAAAUGGAAACGGUUUAACAGAAUUACCGUCCAGCAUUCGUCAACUAAAGUCCUUAACGGUGCUGGAUGUUUCACAGAAUUUACUUUCUUCUUUUCCCCCUGAAUUGGGAAUACUUUUCAAUUUGCGUUAUAUUUACGCUUUUGACAACAGGUUGACCGAUAUACCCUUUGAAUUUGGUAACCUAUAUGAGUUAGAGUUUUUGGGUAUUGAGGGCAAUGUAAACAUGAACCCAGAAUAUGUGAAUAUACUUGCAAAGCGUGGUUCAAGAGGUUUAACCAUUCAUUUACGCGAUAAUGCUCCAAGACCAACGCCUCCUAAAUCAAGACAAUGGAUUUACUUCAGCAACGAUGGGGAGAUUAUUGAAGAACAAGAAUAUAGACAACAACAGACAGAAGACGAUAUUGUCAACACCUUCACAAUGAUGACUUACAACACGUUGUGCCAGCACUAUGCUACCAAGAAGAUGUAUAGAUACACCCCCUCGUGGGCUUUAGACUGGGACUAUAGGAGAGAGCGAUUGAAGGAGCAAAUCCUAGACUUGCAAACUGAUAUAAUUUGUCUCCAAGAAGUUGAGCAUAAGACUUUUGAUGAUUUUUGGCAACCAAUCAUGCUGUCGCAUGGAUAUAAGGGAAUCUUCCACGUAAAGAGUCGUGCUAAGACGAUGAAGGAAUCAAGUGCAUACAAAGUAGAUGGUUGUGCUACAUUCUACCGUACUUCCAAGUUCCAAGCCGUAGAAAGGAAACAUUUCGAGUAUGGAAGGAUUGCCAUGUCACAGGACAAAUUCAAGAAAACAGAAGACUUGUUCAACAGAUUUCUUAAUAAAGAUAACAUUGCGAGUGUACUUAUCUUGGAACACAUACCCUCUGGAAAUAAGCUGGUAGUGGCCAAUACACAUUUGCAUUGGGAUCCAGAGUUCAACGAUGUGAAAACAAUGCAAGUAGGUGUGUUGUUAGAUGAACUUCAGGCAGUGAUUCGAAAGCAUUUAUCUCCUAAAGAUAUAACAAAGGUUCCUCUACUAAUUUGUGGUGAUUUCAACUCUAAAGUUCAUAGUGCGGUAUACCAACUUUUCUCUCAGGGAACUGUUGACAAGCAUGAGGACAUUAUAGGCAGAGAUUACGGAAAGUUUACCGAAGAAGGCUUCCGCCAUCCCUUCCACUUACAGUCGUCAUACGAUUCAAUUGGUGAACUCCCAUACACCAACGUAUCGCCCACCUUCACAGAUGUUAUUGACUAUAUUUGGUAUUCUACUCCAAGUUUAUCGGUGAAAGGAGUUCUUGGUCAGGUCGACCCAGAUUACAGCAAGAACAUUAUUGGGUUCCCCAAUGCAGACUUCCCUUCAGACCACAUUCCUCUUCUGAGUACUUUUAUGUUCAAGAAGUCGAGUGCACCUCGACCAGACACUCGAGUUGAUUUUCGCAGUGAUUUCCGAGGAUCUCGCAAGACAUAG